CGGGGCACACAGCGCAGCGAUCGGUGGUGCAGUGUCCCUGGAACACAGCGGAUCACCGUUCAGCAAAAAGAGCCGAUGACUUCAGCUUGGUCAUGUGAUCAGCUGUGUCCAAUCACAGCUGAUUGCACUGAUCAUCAGGGCAGUGAUGAUCAGUGCCCUGAUGAUCAGUGUAGCCCCAUCAGUGCCACCUGUCAGUGUCCAUCAAUGCCACCUGUCAUUGUCUAUCAAUGCCACCUGUUAGUGCCUAUCAAUGCCACCUGUCAGUGCAUAUCAAUGCCACAUAUCAGUGUCUAUCAGUGCCCAUCUGAGCUGCCUUUCAGUGCCAACUAUCAGUGCCAAUCAGUGCCACCUGUCAGUGCCCGUCAG
Messenger RNA from Staurois parvus, 366 nucleotides. NCBI's taxonomy places the organism in Eukaryota, Metazoa, Chordata, Amphibia, Anura, Ranidae. The record is from the annotation of a GenBank genome assembly.